Messenger RNA from Colletotrichum higginsianum IMI 349063, 513 nucleotides. RefSeq names its product Translationally-controlled tumor protein. Bases 1 to 513 code for a protein of 170 amino acids. Gene Ontology annotation, cellular component: cytoplasm. The transcript is spliced from 5 exons. The record is from RefSeq and is a predicted model, not a curated record. Lineage: Eukaryota; Fungi; Ascomycota; Sordariomycetes; Glomerellales; Glomerellaceae. Gene Ontology annotation, molecular function: calcium ion binding.
AUGAUUAUCUACAAGGACAUCCUCACCGGAGACGAGAUCAUCUCGGACUCCUACGACCUUAAGGACAUCGAUGGCAUCGUGUUCGAGGCCGACUGCGCCAUGAUCACUGAGGGCGCCGUCAGCGUCGACACCGGCGCCAACGCCUCUGCUGAGGAGGCCGACGAGGGUGUUGAGGACACCGAGGUCAAGGUCAACAACAUCGUCCACUCUUUCCGUUACCAGUCGACCCAGUUCGACAAGAAGAGCUUCUUGAGCUACCUCAAGGGUUACAUGAAGGCUGUCAAGACCGCCCUCCAGGAGAAGGGUGCUCCCGCCGAGAAGAUCACCGCCUUCGAGAAGGGCGCCCAGGCCUACGUCAAGGAGAAGCUCCUCCCUAACUUCAAGGACCUGGAGUUCUACACCGGCGAGUCGAUGAACCCCGACGGAAUGGUCGUCCUCCUCAACUACCGUGAGGAUGGUGUCACCCCCUACAUCAUCGUCUGGCAGCACGGUCUCGAGGGCAUGAAGGUUUAA